Molecule: messenger RNA, 2164 nt
Organism: Aplysia californica (California sea hare)
Lineage: Eukaryota; Metazoa; Mollusca; Gastropoda; Aplysiida; Aplysiidae
Product: tyrosine-protein kinase SRK2
Biological process (GO): protein phosphorylation; cell surface receptor protein tyrosine kinase signaling pathway; innate immune response
Cellular component (GO): extrinsic component of cytoplasmic side of plasma membrane
Molecular function (GO): signaling receptor binding; ATP binding; metal ion binding
Source: RefSeq, a predicted model, not a curated record
AAUGGCUAACUAUGGCGAAACCCCACUCCAACGAUAGUUUGUUGAAGGAAAAACUUCAGGAAGAGUUCUUGUCUUGCAAGAUAUGUCUUGAGCCGCUGCGACGCCCCAAGGCCCUGCCAUGUCUCCAUUCCUUCUGUGAGCUCUGCCUCAAGACACGUACACGCUGUCGGUGCGAGACUGCGACGAGCUGCGAGGCUACCUGGUCAAGCACUACCAGAUCCUGACGCGCCGUCUGCCCGAGUCGGGCCGGGAGUGCUACUUCAUCACCCGCUCGCGGGUCUUCCAGACGCUGGCCGACCUGGUCAAGCACUACCAAGAUUCCGUGGACGGCCUGUGCUGCAAGCUGGCUUCCACGUGUGCCAAGCCGCGCUCGCUCAUCUGGGCCAUGGAGCGGGGCAAGGAGGACGAGUUCGUGACCACCCGCAGCACGCUCCACCUCACGCGACGGCUGGGCGGUGGACAGUUUGCCGAGGUCUGGCUGGACAAAGGGAGCAAAGAGGCGUUUGAGAGCGUGCAGGACGGCUACCGCAUGGAGAAGCCCGACUUCUGCCCUCAGGAAGUCUACGACGUGAUGCUCACCUGCUGGCAGUCCAACGCUCACUCCCGGCCCUCCUUCGACUUCCUCAACACAUUUCUGCACGACUUCGAGAGCUGACACGCUGACGCGAUGGACACGAGACAUUUCUGCAGGACUUCGAGAGCUGACACGCUGACGCGAUGGACACGAGACAUUUCUUCCUGUAUACUGCGCCGCACCCCCUACCAGAGGCCACCCGCCAGCCACCCACCUGCCCGCUCACCCUUCCGCCUUAUCAUCCUCUUUUCUUUCUCUCUCUCUCUCUCUCUCUCUUUCUCUCUCUCUCUCUCUCUCUCUCCUCCCUCUCCCCCUCUCUCUCUCCUCUCCCUCUACCCUUCUCUCUCUCUCUCUCUCUCCCUCCCUCCCUCCCACACUAAAGCGGCAGUUCUUGCCUCGGAAGUCGGCGACGUCUAGCAUAGUUGGGGGCGUGUUGGAAACUUUUGUACCAGGUGUCGUGGAGAGGCCCCGGCAUAUAGAGGUUGUUUUUGCUGGGUCGCAGGCAUAUGUGUGUGUGACCCUUGACCUUAGGGAAAGGCUGCAGCAGCAGUGUUUUGUUGAUGGUGCUGUGUGUGUGUUUGAGAGAGAGAGAGAGAGAGUUGGGUGUGUGAGUAAUGGGAUGAGUGUUGUGCGUUUGUGAGUGUGUGUUUGAGAGAGAGAGAGUUGGGUGUGUCUGUGUGCGUGUGCAGAGUUGUUUGCAUUUGUACUGGUAUGCUUUUUCUGAGGGCAUCAGUACGCACGCUGUAUGUAUGCACAUGCUUUUUUGAUAACUGAGUUCUGGUACUGGCUACGUUGGCAUGUUUGUGAUUGUAUGGAUGUGUGUGUUUGUUUAUUUGUGUGUGUGUGUGCAUCCUGCUGCAGCCAACGUCGCACUACAGAGAGAGAGCUGUGGUCAGCAUGGAAGGGAUGCUGGCGGUGGUGGUCAUUCAGUGGUCAGUUACCGCGACAAAACUGUCCCUGUCCCCCCCCCCCAAGUCCAUCAGCUGACCUCUUCGCAUCUACGUGAAAAAGAUCUGAGAAUCAAAAAACACAAGAAGACAAACUUUGGGUCACUGUGCGUAGGAGCGCCACACAGAAAUACGACGCAAUGUGGGAGGCUGACCUUGUUUGUGACCCGCUCCUCCCCGUGUGGGCCGCCUCCACGAUUGGCCGGCCAUACCAGGAUGGAUUAUAAUAUUCGAUUUUCGUCGCAGAAGUUUUGGUGGGUUUUUUUUUUCUUUUCGAUUUGGCGCCAGAGGCCGCGUUGACUUCGGAGGCGUCUGUUUCUCAGAAGAUUCGAACUGGGAUUUGUACCCAUAUCUCCUCUUCCUGGAGUGAACUCACAAGAAGACUGUGUGUGUGUGCGCGGGUGCACGCGCGUGUGGUGUACGGGAGCAGAAUUUUCUGCCCCACUCUGCGUAUCGCAGAAGCUGAACAUGACAAAAGGACGAAUUUUUGCAAUAUUGGAACUUGCAAAAAAGAAGGAAUACGUUUCUUUUUUUCUCUAUAUAUAAAUUAAAGAAUUACUUGUGUGUUGUUGAAGUUCAGCGAAUUCUUUGGGCAUGUCUGAACUCUGUACAUAUACAGCAAUGUCAAGGGCAUUUGUGAAUA